This is a messenger RNA of Brassica napus (rape), 1540 nucleotides long. Its product is annotated as AT-hook motif nuclear-localized protein 2. The record is from RefSeq and is a predicted model, not a curated record. NCBI's taxonomy places the organism in Eukaryota, Viridiplantae, Streptophyta, Magnoliopsida, Brassicales, Brassicaceae. The coding region runs from base 323 to 1312 and encodes 329 amino acids. The transcript is spliced from 4 exons. Gene Ontology annotation, molecular function: minor groove of adenine-thymine-rich DNA binding.
UUUUUCCAUCUAAACCAUACAGCAUAAAUAAACCUAAUUUUCCUCACUUUCCUCUCAAACAUUUCCUAAUUUCAUCCUAAUAAUUACCAGUCUUUAAAUUCUUAGAAACAAUAUUUCCUAGAAGAAAAUAUUUUUUUUGUCAUGUAUUUCUGAAUGAUUUUCUUCCUCUUUGAUUUUUAAUCUGAUAUUACAAAGUUAUUGUUCUUAUUUUGGUAUUGCUUCUUUAAUUUGUUGAAUGCUUUAAGCUUUAGAUUUGGAAAAUUAAAUCUUCUGUCCCAAAAUCUAUAUUAAGUUUGUCAAAAUAAGUAAUAAUCUUCUAGAUAUGGAGUCUACCGGAGAAGUUGUUAGGACAUCCGACGUGAGCGACGGUGGCGUUAUGGUAGUGAGAUCCAACGCGCCGUCGGACUUCCACAUGGCUCCGAGGUCAGAAACUUCAAAUCCACCUCCAGCCUCCGUCGCUCCUCCUCAAAAUUCCUUUGCUCCGACUGCGCCGCCGCCAACAACUGAAGGUUUCUCCAGCGGACCCAUGAAGAAGAAGCGUGGACGUCCUAGGAAGUACGGACACGACGGAGCACCGGUGGCCCUAUCACCGAAUCCGAUAUCUUCAGCCGCACCAACGACCUCUCACGUCAUCGAUUUCUCUGCAUCUGAGAAACGCGGCAAAGUGAAACCAGCAGCAACUCCGAGCUCCUUCAUCAGGACAAAGUACCAAGUCGAGAAUUUAGGCGAAUGGGCUCCUUCCUCGGCCGGGGCUAAUUUCACGCCGCAUAUAAUUACGGUGAACGCAGGCGAGGACGUAACGAAGAAGAUAAUAUCGUUUUCUCAACAAGGGUCUCUCGCUAUUUGCGUUCUCUGCGCAAACGGUGUCGUUUCAAGCGUCACUCUUCGUCAGCCCGAUUCAUCUGGUGGUACAUUGACAUACGAGGGUCGGUUUGAGAUAUUAUCACUGUCGGGAUCAUUCAUGCCAAGUGACUCGGACGGGACACGGAGCAGAACCGGUGGAAUGACUGUGUCGUUAGCUAGUCCUGAUGGACGUGUAGUAGGCGGUGGAGUCGCUGGUUUGUUGGUCGCAGCCACUCCUAUUCAGGUGGUCGUAGGAAGCUUCUUAGCUGGAACGAACCAGCAAGAUCAGAAUCCGAGGAAGCAGAACCACAACUUCGUGUCGUCUCCAAUGCCAACCACUUCGAAUGCAGCUGAUCAUGGAACCAUCCGUCCUACGUCGUCUUCUCACCAGAUCGGUACAUGGACACCAACUUUAGCUUCUGAUCCAAGACACAAGCCCUCUCAUGACAUUAACAUCACUUUAACUUGAUUUCUUCCUCAAAAUAAGUGGUGGAUCCUCUUUAUUUCGGUUUAGACUUCUCUCUCUCAAGGUUUAGGUUUUAUGUUGGUGUGUACUAAAUUAGGUUUGUUUUUCAACUUUUUUUUUUAAUUUGGUUUCUUGCAUUCUUGGAUGUACCAGUAGAAGUUUAAUCUUGUUCCCCAAUCACUUGACCAGCUACACGUUCUUGUUAUCAUAAACCGUAGACAAUCUCUUUCA